This is a messenger RNA of Salmo salar (Atlantic salmon), 3279 nucleotides long. Lineage: Eukaryota; Metazoa; Chordata; Actinopteri; Salmoniformes; Salmonidae. The record is from RefSeq and is a predicted model, not a curated record.
CAGCUGCAACCUGCAAGCAUGUUGAUCUCCUCUUCCUCUCUAAUGCCUUUAUUGAUUUAUUUACUAUUUGUUAACUCAUUGUUGACUGUGUUGUCUACUUCCUGUGUUGACAGGAAACAACUCUCAGGAAAGCAGUAUCGCGGAAAAGGAGGAUCUUCCUGUUCCUCAGAACGUCAAGAUCACCAAUAUCACCUCUGACUCCUUCAAGAUCAACUGGGACACGGACUGUAGAGCAAAGGACCACAUCACUAACUACUUCCUAGACCUCAACAAGAAGGAGCACAACAACUCCAACAAGUUCAAACACAAGGAUGUCCCCACUAAGCUGGUGGCGAAGGCGGUGCCACUGCCCAUGACAGUGAGAGGCCACUGGUUCCUGAGCCCCAGGACAGAUUACACUGUAGCUGUCCAGACCGCCUCCAAGCAGAGUGACGGGAACUAUGCUGUCUCUGAAUGGAGUGAGAUCAUUGAAUUCUACACUGCAGACUACUCUGCUGUGCAUCUGGCACAGUUGCUGGAGAAGGCUGAGGGGGUAGCUGGCAGGAUGUUGAGCUUCUCAGUGUUUUAUCGGAACCAGCAGGAGGACUACUUCAAUAAAACGAGAGAGACACAGGACAACCGGAUGCUCCCGGCUGUAAAGGACAACAGUGGCAGCCACGGCUCUCCCAUCAGUGGCAAGCUGGAAGGCAUCUACUUCAGCUGCAACACGGAGUUCAACACAGGCAAGCCCCCGCAGGACUCCCCCUACGGACGCUACCGCUUCGAGAUCCAGGCCGAGGCCCUGUUCAACACCAAGACCAACCUGUACUUCGGGGACUUCUACUGCAUGUACACAGCUUACCAUUACGUGAUUCUGGUGCUGGCCCCAGAGGGCUAUCCAGGGGACCUAUUCUGUAAGGGCCGCCUCCCGGCGCUGGACAUUUCAGACAACCGCUUCCUGACAUGCACCCAGGAGGAGGAGGAGGGGCGGCUGGUGUUCCACCACGCCCAGGAUGUGAUUCUGGAGGUGGACCUGGCCCUAGGCAGCGUGGAGGAGAUCCAAGGACACCAGCUCAGUAGCAUGUCUACCAUCAAUGCUAAGAAGGACCCCAGUUGCAAGACCUGCAACAUUAGCGUGGGACGCUAACCGGCUAACUGUGGGGGAGGGAGGGGGUGUUACUACGGGGUCCCUGCAGUUCUACGGAUAAUAAUACUUCUCUACCCCUAUUGGCUGUGGUGAUUCUCUAACCCUAUUGGCUGUGGUGAUUCUCUACCCCUAUUGGCUGUGGUGAUUCUCUAACCCUAUUGGCUGUGGUGAUUCUCUACCCCUAUUGGCUGUGGUGAUUCUCUACCCCUAUUGGCUGUGGUGAUUCUCUAACCCUACUGGCUGUGGUGAUUCUCUAACCCUACUGGCUGUGGUGAUUCUCUACCCCUACUGGCUGUGGUGAUUCUCUAAUCCUAUUUGCUGUGGUGAUUCUCUAAUCCUACUGGCUGUGGUGAUUCUCUAAUCCUACUGGCUGUGGUGAUUCUCUAACCCUACUGGCUGUGGUGAUUUUCUAACCCUACUGGCUGUGGUGAUUCUGCAACCAUAUUGGCUGUGGUGAUUCUCUAACCCUACUGGCUGUGGUGAUUCUCUAAUCCUAUUGGCUGUGGUGAUUCUAACAGACAUCAGUCAUAUUAUACAGGUGCAAUGUAAUGAUAUGCCAAAGGUAACAACACCUUGACCAAGCUGCUAGAAACAAGCUGUGGUAACAGCUUCAACAAGGCAUAAUGAAUUAGUAUUAUGUAACAUUGUCUUGUAAUGGAAUGUGAUGAUUUCUAGAUCAUUCUAAUGUUAUCUUGAAAUGGAAUGUGAUGAUUACUGGAUCAUUCUAAUGUUAUCUUGUAAUGGAAUGUGAUUACUGGAUCAUUCUAAUGUUAUCUUGAAAUGGAAUGUGAUUACUGGAUCAUUCUAAUGUUAUUGUCACAUUCUGACCAGUAAAGGGGUUAUUUGUUAUUGUAGUUUGGUCAGGACGUGGCAGGGGGUAUUUAUUUUAUGUGGUUCGGGGUGUGUGUUUAUGUAGAGGGGUGUUUGGUUAGUGUUUUCCGGGGUUUUUGGGCUAUGUUCUAUGUUAGUAUAUUUCUAUGUUCUAGUCGUUUUAGUUCUAUGUUUAGUUUAUUGAUUUGGCCUUCAAUUGGAGGCAGCUGCUCCACGUUGCCUCUGAUUGAAGGUCCUAUAUAGAGGGGUGUGUUUCGUUUGGGUUUUGUGGGAAGUUGUGAUUGCAUAAAAGGGGUUUAGCCUGUAAUCCUGUUCGUUCGUACGUUUUCUUGUUUUGUUUUCUUAAGUGUUCAAAAUAAAUAUUUUAUGAGCACUCAACCUGCUGCGCUUUGGUCCAUUUACUACGACGACCGUUACAGUUAUCUUGUAAUGGAAUGUGAUUACUGGAUCAUUCUAAUGUUAUCUUGUAAUGGAAUGUGAUUACUGGAUCAUUCUAAUGUUAUCUUGUAAUGGAAUGUGAUGAUUACUGGAUCAUUCUAAUGUUAUCUUGUAAUGGAAUGUGAUUACUGGAUCAUUCUAAUGUUAUCUUGUAAUGGAAUGUGAUGAUUACUGGAUCAUUCUAAUGGUAUCUUGUAAUGGAAUGUGAUGAUUACUGGAUCAUUCUAAUGGUAUCUUGUAAUGGAAUGUGAUUAAUGUUAUCUUGUAAUGGAAUGUGAUGAUUACUGGAUCAUUCUGUUAUCUUGUAAUGGAAUGUGAUUACUGGAUCAUUCUAAUGUUAUCUUGUAAUGGAAUGUGAUUACUGGAUCAUUCUAAUGUUAUCUUGAAAUGGAAUGUGAUUUCUGGAUGAUUCUACGGCAGGGAUUCAUUCCGAUCGCGGGUUAUAGGUAUUGCGGUUUUUAAAGACAAGUUCCUAUGGAGCUGAUAUAUGCAGCGUUUCCAGUGAAUGGGAUCUCCACGAAUGAAGGAACAAUGCCUUUAAACCCGCGCUGGGAUUGAAUCCCAGCCUGAAGCAUGGCAGGUUGCAGCAUUACACUGAUGUCAGUCUGAUGUCUGAUGGGUUCUGUGUUAUAUGUAUUACCAUCAUUAACAGAAACCACAUUAUCCUGUGUUCAACAUAAUAAACAUCACAAAACGAACAUAGAAAAAUAUUUAUUUUUACUGUAUAAAAAAUAAGUGAACCAGACUGAAAUCACAGCCAAGGGAUAGCUUUAGAAACAUUCUAAACUAAAUAACUGGUAAGUCAGUAAAUGCUAAAUGAGCGUGCGGUAAAGCUAACAUUCAAACUGGUAAGUCAGUAAAUGCUAAAUGAGCGUGCGGUAAAG